Messenger RNA from Paramecium pentaurelia, 1876 nucleotides. Lineage: Eukaryota; Ciliophora; Oligohymenophorea; Peniculida; Parameciidae. The record is from the annotation of a GenBank genome assembly.
AUGAGUGGUUAUAAAUAGUAUGAUGAAGUUGAACCUUAUAGACAAAGAAUUCGAGAUCUGGAAGCUUAAUUGUAGAGAAUGGAUGUUCGAUUUAGCAACGUUUUGACUCAUAGUGGUAAAGGUGACACAUAAUUUAAUAACGAUUUGCAUGUAGAAUUAGAAAAAAUGACUAAAUAAAUGAUAUAGAAGAGAAGUGAAGCUGAAUUAUGGAAAUAGAAAUAUGAAUAACAAUUAUCAUAAGCUAUGUAGAUGAGGAAUAAUUAUGAAUUGGAAUUAUAACAAUUAUCAAAGGAGGUUCAAAGAUUAUUGGAUAAGAUAGAUCAAUUUGAAUAUGAGAAAAGAUUGAAUGAUAAAUAAUUAGUUAGAGAAACAUUAUAAGAUAAGGAUUUAGAGAUUGAUGAUUUAGUGAGUAAAUUGUAGAGGAUGAGAUUAGAACAUGAGAAUGAAUCAUAAAGACUUCUUAAUGAGAAUGAUAAUUUAAGACAUAAGAUAAAUUAAAUUGAAUUAGAAAGAUAAAAGUAUUAUAUAAUAAAUAUAAUUUAAUAGAGAGUUAGAAUAAAUGAGAUUUAAGAUAGAGACAUUUCAUUCUUAAAAUUUGGAUAAUUUAAGAAAAACUCAUCAAAGUUAGAUUUCAGUAGUUGAAUCAGAAAUAGAUAAAUUAAGAGGAUUGUUGGAAAUAAAAAAUAAUGAAAUUGAAACAUUACUUUAAUAAAAUAUGAAAUUAAAGGUUUCUUAUGAAAAUUAGAUAAAUGAAUUAAAUACUUAAUUUGAUGGUUAGAAAUCUAAAUAUUAGAAAUAAGAAAUUUAACAUAGAGAUUAAUUAGCAUAAUUAUAAUAAUAAUUGUUGGAUGAAUAAAAAUUUAGUUUAUAAUCACUUAGUAAGAAUUAUGAACAAAGUAUUUUUACUUUAGAAAAAGAGAUAUCUACUUAUUAAAAGAAAAAUGAAAAUUAUUCAAAAGAAAUCUAAGAUUUAACAACAGAAAAGACAUAAUUAAGAGAUAAUUAUGAAAGAUAAUUUGAUAUGUUAAAAAAAGAUAAUGAAAUUUUGAAAUAAAGAUUGGCAUAACUUGAAUAAACAAAAUUAAAAGAUUUAUAAUAAGUUGAAUCUGAAUUAUUAUAGACUAAAUAAUCAUAAAUAGAAUUUGAAAAUAUUUAUAAGAAGUAAGUAAUAAAAUUGGAAAAUGAAUUAUAAUUAUAAUAAGAAAAAGAGAUUGUAAAGAAUAAGGAAGUAGAAACUUAGAUUUAAUAAUUUAUAUUAAUUAAAUAAGCAUUGGAAGAAGAUUUAUAACAUUUAAGAUAAUAAAAUUAAACUUUAAAUGAAUAAAUAAAAGAAUUAGAAAAGAUUGCUUCAUUUGAAUAGGAAGAAUGGAAAGUUAAAUCCUAAUAAAAUGAAUAUAUAUUAAAAGACAAAAUUAGAAGUUUGGAAAAUAAGAUUGAUAUUAUGCAUUAAGAAUUGAGAAAACAAAAAGAAUUAACUGAUUCUUAAAUCAAAUAGAUUCCAGAAAGAGAAUUUAAAGCUUUAAUUGAAGAAAUUGAAUAAUUAAAGACUAGAUUGGUUUUAUAGGAAAGAGAUAAAUUGAAAGAAAGAGAUGAAUUAAGAGCAAAACUUGAAUAAUCACAUCAUUAUCAAAUAGAUAAUUUAAAAGCAGCCUUUAAUACUUAAAUAAGAAUUCUUGAAUAAGAAAAUAAAGAUUCAAACAAUAUAAUAAUAUAAAAAGAGAAUACAAUAUAAGAAUUAUUACACAAAUAUUAAAAUUUAGAAUCUGCAUAUAGUGGAUAAACAAUUGGACCAUAAGAAUAAGCAUCCAAAAAUAUAUAUUAAGCUUAUAUUCGUUCAUCAAAUAGAUAAUCAUCAUUACGUAAAUAAUAAUAAUGA